Molecule: messenger RNA, 712 nt
Organism: Manis javanica (Malayan pangolin)
Lineage: Eukaryota; Metazoa; Chordata; Mammalia; Pholidota; Manidae
Source: RefSeq, a predicted model, not a curated record
CUUUAGACAUGGGCCGUCAGAAAAAUCUCCAAGGAAAAUGAACCCGAUGCUGAGCCUGGGCCUGCUUCUGGCUGGCCUCCUCAUUGUGGAGGGUCUUCUGAAUCCCAACUUCUCUCCAACGAAUCAUGGAACUUGGAGCCAGGCCCAAAUACGGGAUGGAAAGGAGGCAGCCCAGGAGCUUGCAAGGCGGAACGCAAAAUUUGGCUUAAAGCUGUACAGGAAGCUGGCCGCCGGUGACCCUAACAAGAACAUCUUCUUCUCACCCUUGGGCAUCGGUAUCGCCUUUUCCAUACUGUCUCUGGGUGCCCAGGACUCCACGCUGGCUGAGAUCAAGCAAGGCUUCAACUACAGGAAUAUGCCAGAGAAAGAGCUUCACAAAGGUUUCCAUUACCUCAUCCACGUGUUGAACCAGAAGAACCAGGAAGUUGAGCUGGCCCUCAGGAACGCCCUGUUCAUGGACCGGGAGUUGCGGCCACAGAAGAAAUUCAUGACAGAUAUCAAGAAAAUGUACAAUGCAGACACGGUCCUCACCAGCUUUCAGAAUUUGGAAAAUACUCGGAAGCAGAUCAAUGAGUUUAUCCGUCAGAAAACCCACGGGAAAAUCAAAAACCUAAUCAACAAUAUAAACCCUGGCACUGUAAUGCUUCUUAUAGAUUGUGUUUUCUUGCGAGCCAGGUGGCUACAUCACUUGGCUCAGUGUCCUGAAAGUUAG